CGUUGCUGAAAAGAUGAAGUACGUCAAACUAUUGCUGCUGGGCCUGUUGAUAGCCAGCACGCUGCUGAGCGAUGUCAAUGCCCAAAAGGAUAAAACCAAGACAAAAAACAAGUCCAAGUCGAAGAAUAAGGUGAAGCCUACGGAGCCAGCGACACUGGAACGUCCGGCGUUGCAAAAAGCCGAAGCCUGCUCAGCGACCAAGUGCAAGUUGCCCGACUGUCGCUGUUCGGAUGCCACCUUGCCACGCCCCAAAUUCAAGGGCAAGGAGAAGGAAAUACCGCAGUUUGUUAGCAUCACCUUUGAUGAUGCUAUUAAUGUGGUCAACUCGGCGCAGUAUGAGCUGCUCUUUGAGGAUUUGAAAAAUCCCGAUGGCUGCGAUGCCACCGGCACCUUCUUCCUUUCUCAUGAAUACACGGACUAUGAGCGCGUCAACAGUUUGUAUAAUGCUGGACAUGAGAUUGCUCUGCAUUCGGUCACUCAUGGCGAUGGCACCGAAUAUUGGCGGUCGGCUGAUGUGAAGACCAUUGAGAUGGAGUUUAGCGACCAGCUGCAGAUACUGGAGGCGUUUGCCAAUGUGCCGCGCGAGAGUGUGCACGGUAUGCGUCUGCCCUUCCUGCAGAUAUCAGGAAAUAAUACCUAUGAGGCCAUCAAGUCGCUGGGCUUGACCUACGACAGCUCGUGGCCCACUCAGCAGUUCAAAAAUCCUGCCAUGUGGCCAUAUACCUUGGACUAUCUCUCCGUGCAGGAUUGCCAGAUUGGACCUUGUCCAACUGCUGCUCUGCCAGGUGUUUGGGUAGCACCCAUGGUGACCUGGACGGACAUGGAGGGUUACAGCUGUUCAAUGAUUGAUGCCUGCGCUUAUCCGCCCGAGGACAAAGUGGAUGCACUUUUCGAAUGGAUGUUGGAGAACUUCAAUCGUCACUAUAUGGGCAAUCGCGCUCCCUUCGGCAUGUAUCUGCAUGCAGCUUGGUUCUCCCGCGGACGCAACUACUUUGCUGCCUUCAAGAAGUUCAUCAAUCAUCUGUCCACCUAUCCCGAUGUGUACAUGACCAGCGUCUCCCGCAUGCUGGAGUAUGUGCGUAAGCCCGUGCUGGGUCAGCCCUUCAAGAGCUGCGAGCCCAAGCGACAGGCCGAAUGUCAUGCUGUCCAGUGUAGUGUCCAGAAGAAGUCCAGCAAGGAGACGCGCUACAUGAAUGUCUGUAACAAGUGUCCUGCCGUCUAUCCCUGGCUAAAUAACCCAUUGGGCCAGGAUAUGUAAAUGCUUUUUAGCCACCAAACAAUAAACAGCAGCAGCAACAACAACAACAACGUCUCACUGUCAUUCA
Messenger RNA from Drosophila busckii, 1325 nucleotides. RefSeq lists its product as uncharacterized. The record is from RefSeq and is a predicted model, not a curated record. Gene Ontology annotation, molecular function: hydrolase activity, acting on carbon-nitrogen (but not peptide) bonds. Gene Ontology annotation, biological process: carbohydrate metabolic process. NCBI's taxonomy places the organism in Eukaryota, Metazoa, Arthropoda, Insecta, Diptera, Drosophilidae. The transcript is spliced from 3 exons. Bases 14 to 1258 code for a protein of 414 amino acids.